Salvia hispanica is the source of this 1417-nucleotide messenger RNA. RefSeq names its product actin-11-like. NCBI's taxonomy places the organism in Eukaryota, Viridiplantae, Streptophyta, Magnoliopsida, Lamiales, Lamiaceae. The record is from RefSeq and is a predicted model, not a curated record.
CAAAAAUAUCGUAUUCAAACGUAACAAACAUAUGAAAUACUAGGAAUAAAAUUCGUCAAAUUCCGGGUGAUCCUUCUUCUUGUCAGUCAUUUUUCUAAGCAGAUCGCAGUAAAUCGAGAUGGUGGAAGGAGAGGCUAUUCGAGCCGUGGUGAUUGACAAUGGUUCCAGAAGUGUGAAGGCCGGCUUUGGUGGUGAAGAAGCGCCGAGGGCAGUGUUCCCGAGCAUUGUAGGGCGGGACGGGGAGGAUGUUUAUGUAGGGGAUGAAGCUGAGUCGAAACGAGGUCUUGUCACGUUGAAUUACCCCAUCCAGCGUGGCAUAGUGCGCGACUGGGACGACAUGGAGAAGAUCUGGCACCACACGUUCCACAACGAGCUUCGUGCUGCUCCUGACGAACACCCUGUUCUGCUUACCGAGGCACCUUUUAAUUCUAUGGCUAAUAGAGAGAAAAUGACUCAAAUCAUGUUCGAGACCUUCAACGUCCCGGCCUUGUACGUUGCUAAACAGGCCGUCCUCGCACUUCAUGCUACUGGUCGCACCACAGGUAUGGUGCUAGACUGUGGUGAAGGUGUGAGCCACGCGGUUCCUAUAUACGACGAUUAUGCGCUUCCCCAAGCUAUAUUGAGGCUGAAUCUCGGUGGUCGUGAUCUCGAUGACUAUCUCACGAGCCACACAUCCGCUGCGCCAGAAAUUGUGCGCGAUGUGAAGGAGAAGCUCGCGUACAUUGCACUUGAUUUCGAGGAGGAAACAAAAGCACCAGUUGAGAAGAGUUAUGAGCUUCCGGAUGGUGAGGUGGUGAUGAUUGGUGCUGAGAGGUUCGGGUGCCCGGAGGCGCUGUUCCAGCCUGCGUUGAUUGGAAAGGAAGAUGUUGUUGGAAUCCACGAAAUGACCUACGACUCCAUCAUGAAAUGUGACAUAGAUAUCAGGAAGGAUCUCUAUGGACACAUCCUUCUUAGCGGCGGAUCAACCAUGUUCCCUGGCUUCGCGGACAGGAUGAGCAAGGAGAUGAAGGCUCUUGCUCCGAGCAGCAUGGAGAUCAAGGUGGUCGCGCCCCCUGAGAGGAUGUAUAGCGUCUGGAAGGGAGGAUCCAUCCUAGCAUCUACUCCACGGCCUGAGAUGUGGAUAACAAAGGCAGAAUACGAGGAGUUGGGUGCUAAGAUUGUUCACAAGAAGUGCUACUAAUUAAGGCUUUUAUAAGUUCUGGUUUGGAAUGGUAAGAAUAGAACGAAGAUACGAAUGGAAUGUUAAUUUCUUUAAUUUUUUUGUUUGUGCAUUUUCCUUUGGAUUUGGAGCAACCUUAAAUCCUUAGGCUUGGCCAGUGGUCACAUUUAUGAGAUACCUAAUAAUCGCUGAUGAAUAUGUAAUUACCAAAAAAAUAAAGGGCUUCCAAAGUCUCCUAAUGUUACAAGAUUUAUGAAA